This is a messenger RNA of Cyclopterus lumpus (lumpfish), 1869 nucleotides long. It is a transcript of the gene adamtsl7, whose product is annotated as ADAMTS-like 7. NCBI's taxonomy places the organism in Eukaryota, Metazoa, Chordata, Actinopteri, Perciformes, Cyclopteridae. The record is from RefSeq and is a predicted model, not a curated record. The transcript is spliced from 12 exons. Gene Ontology annotation, cellular component: extracellular matrix. Gene Ontology annotation, biological process: extracellular matrix organization. Gene Ontology annotation, molecular function: metalloendopeptidase activity. The coding region runs from base 1 to 1869 and encodes 622 amino acids.
AUGGCUGGAUUGUGGCAGCAGCGUUGCUCCCUGCGGCAGGGCCGAGCUCUGGCUCUCCUCCACCUCAUCGCUCUGCUCUACCCACCCUCGGGUGCUCUUCCUUGGGAUACCAAAGGCAGCCCACCCCUUCUGGAGGGCUUUCGGGUGGUGAGGGGGAAUUUCUCCAGGAGUUUCCUGCAGGUUGGCUAUCAUAAGAUUGCAGAGAUUCCUGCAGGAGCACGCAAUGUCAGCAUAAGGGAGACAGUGAAGAGCCGAAACUACCUGGCUCUGAGGACCCAAAGCGGCCUCUCUGUCGUCAACGGCGACUGGGUGAUUGACAGGCCGGGGAGCUUCGCUGCUGCGGGGACACAGCUGAAGUACCAGAGACCCAACGAAAUCCGCUCUCGUAAUGGAGAAUCCAUCACUGCCUCCGGGCCGCUGACCGAGAACCUACAUGUUUAUCUGAUCUACCAGCAACCAGGUCCCAGCGUACACUAUGAGUACAUCGUGCCUUUAAAGAACACCCCCCCAACUCCUGAGCCAGAUCCACCAUCUGACGUCUUGCCCCUGGUUGCGACAGUAGGCCCAUCCCACUCAGGGGAGAAGGGCCACCAAGGUGACCUCACCAACAAUGACAUCAUCAAAGAGACAGCCCACCCUAACCAGGUUCCCACUGACCCCCGGCCCGCCUACGCCUGGACAAAGAGUGGGCACACAGAGUGCAGCGCCUCCUGUGGCGCAGACUCCGAGACAACUGUUCCUUCUGACCUCUGUGACCCCGCUCUUGAGCCAACGGACCAAGAAGAAGACUGCAACACCCAGCCCUGUCCUGCAUACUGGGACGUGGGGGAGUGGUCGGAGUGCAGCAGGAGGUGCGGACCCGGCACUCAGCACCGACAGGUCAUCUGCCGCCGGGUCACCCGCGUUCGCACCAACGGGACGGAGACCUCGGUCACCGUGGCUGAAGAGCUGUGCGGGUCCCCCGACAGGCCGGUGACCACGUCCACGUGUCAGCUGAAGAUCUGCAGCCAGUGGGAGAUGCGAUCCGAGUGGAGCCCGUGUUCGGUGCCGUGUGGGGUGGGCCAGCGUAGCAGGGAGGUGGUGUGCGUGAGCAACCAGGGAGACGUGGAGGAGGAUGAGGAGUGCAACAUGAACCUCAAGCCAGAUACGCUGGAGAACUGUGACAUGGGAGUCUGUGCACGCAGCUGGUUCACAUCCCUCUGGAGCCAACGGUGCUCUGCGGAAUGUGGUCGUGGCAGUCGAACCCGGACGGUGCUCUGCCUGAUGGAUCACGUGACUGAUCUCCCGUUGGACAUCUGCGAAGGGCAACGCCCAGCAGAGGCGAUAUCGUGCGAGUCGGGCCCGUGCCAGAACCGCCUGGAAUGGUCCACUGGACCCUGGAGUCAGUGUUCGGCAGAGUGUGGGAAUGGCACACAGACCCGGAGUGUGGUUUGCAUUUUUAACAAUGACGAUGGUCUCGCGGAGGUCGCGGACUGGGUGAAAUGCUCCAGCCUCUCUCAGCCAAUCACAGCUCAGCCAUGCAGACUGAAGCCAUGCGGCGUGCAGUGGUACGUCACAGAGUGGAGCGCGUGCUCACGCUCCUGUAACGGGGGCUACCGCAUGCGCGAGGUGCGUUGUCUCGCCAAUAACGCCACCCCAAGCGACCGCUGUGACCCCGGUUUGACCCCAGAGGGCCGAGAAGAGUGCAACGAGCAGCCCUGUAUCACCGAGAUGAAUCCAUCAUGCAGUGACCAGUAUCACAACUGCAUGGUGGUGGUUCAAGCCCGGCUCUGCGUGUACACCUACUACAGGAGCGUCUGCUGCGCGUCCUGCUCCCGAGUCAAGAACUCAUACCCCGCCUCUCUUCACAAGAACCACAUCCGUAGAUGA